Molecule: messenger RNA, 4529 nt
Organism: Diceros bicornis minor
Lineage: Eukaryota; Metazoa; Chordata; Mammalia; Perissodactyla; Rhinocerotidae
Gene: CCDC40
Product: coiled-coil domain containing 40
Exons: 21
Coding region: 1-3702 (1233 amino acids)
Biological process (GO): axoneme assembly; heart looping; epithelial cilium movement involved in determination of left/right asymmetry
Cellular component (GO): cytoplasm; cilium
Source: RefSeq, a predicted model, not a curated record
AUGGCGGAGCCGGGCAGCCCGGCGGGCGGUAACCAUGGCAACCACUAUGUUUGGCAUUCCCUGCUACGGAGCCCAGAGCAGGGGUCUCUGCAGGGCUGGGGUCCGCGGGAUGCGGCCCGGCUGUUGCGCUGUGAGCGAGAGACCGGCCCAGCCCCCGCCUCCCUCCUGGAAGGGCAGAUCCCUCCCCCUUACCAGGCCUGGGGGUGGCAGGCGGACAAAGAAGGCUGUUAUUUGAAACUGUUAAAUUGUUUCUCUGCAACCAGGUCUCACCUGGAAGGAGACGCGACUUCUGCAGGAGAGGAGGACCAGAAUAAUGAAGGAGACAGGGUAUCACCGACAGAGAAGAGCAGUGACCAGAAAAAUGAGGAAGCUGUUGGCGCUACAGAGCAUUCUGAGGGGGAAAUCACAAAUGAUGGGGAAAUCACAAAUGAUGGAGAAAUGGAAAUCGAAGGGGAAGUCAAAACCGAUGGGGAAGUCGAAAUUGAAGAGGAAGUGAAAAUGGAAGAGGAACUUAAAUUUGAAGGGGAAUUCGAGUCUGAUAUGGAAGCCACAUCCUCUGAAGGCAAAGUCAACUCUACAGAUCUGACUUAUUCAGGGCUCAGUGCUGUGGGUGUGCCUGGAGGGGAAGCUGGCCCCACACACCCAUAUGAAGGAGCAAGGAGGGAAGCUGGUCUGGAAGACAGAGAGGCCCCCCGGCCAUCAGAACCCACAGAAGUGGGGGUCAUCUCCACAGAGCCAUCCCAGCAAGUAGUAGGCUUAUCUGAGCAAAUGGGCCAGGAUGCUUCUCGACGGAGGGUUAGCAAAUCGAAAAAAUCCCAUGAAGAGCCCCAGCAGAAGGUCUUUCCUCUGGCGGCACGACAGCACCUCAGACUGAGCCAGGGGAGCAGCAUCACAUCCUCGGACUUUGAUGAGCUGCUCCUGUGCAGGGAGGAGCCCUCUGCAGAGGAGCCAGUCAUCUCCCCAGAGGAGUCUGAGGCCCACCCCACCGAAGGAGCCCCACCCGCGUUCCUGGACAGGAUCCAGCAGUUAAGCAUGGCCGAGGAAGGGGCUGUGGAGAGAAUGGAGUCCGAGGGGAGUGAUGAGGCUGAAGAUGACGCAUCCCAACUGGUGGUUUUGGACCCAGACCACCCCCUGAUGAUAAGAUUCCAGGCUGCCCUGAAGAACUAUCUUAACCGACAGAUAGAAAAACUGAAACUGGAACUUCAAGAGCUGGGCGCGGCCACCAAGCAAAGCCGAGUCCAGCGGCAGGAGCUGGGGGUGGAGCUCUACGGGGUCCAGCAGCACCUGGCCCGCCUGCAGAUGCACCUCGAGAAGAGCCACGACCGCCACUCGCUCGCCGCGUGUGCGAGGCGGCAGAAGGAGGAGGAGCUGCGGAGCGUGCGGUCGCUCUACGCCAAGACCUGCGCGGCUGCCAACGAGGAGCGCAAAAAGCUGGCAGCUCUGCAAGCCGAGAUGGAGAACCUGGCCCUGCAUCUCUUCUACGUGCAGAACAUCAACCAGGACGUGCGCGAUGACAUCCUCGUGAUGAAGCAAGUUGUGAAGAAGUCCACAGUGGAGCAGAUGAGAGCCGAGACGGAGAAGAAGAAGCAGGAUCUGAACGUGGACCAGCUCACCACCCGAGCCAACCAGCUGGAAGAACAAAUCGCCCUGUUUGAGGCUCAGUACUGUGCCCAGGCCGAGGACACCCGGAUUCUCAGGAAAGCAGUGAGCGAGGCCUGCACGGAAAUAGACGCCAUCAACAUGGAGAAAAAGUGCAUCCUGCAGCAGUGGGCCACCAGCCUGGUGGGUAUGAAGCAUCGUGACGAGGCUCACAGGACCAUCCAGGAGGCGUUCAGCGAAUACCAGCAUCAAGUCAAGUCCAUCGACAGCGAGAUUGAAGCCUAUAAGAAAUCCAUCGUGAAGGAGGAAGAAAAGAACGAGAAGCUGGCGAUCAUCCUGAACCGAGCGGAGUCGGACGCCAGCCUGAUGCAGAAACUGACCACGCAGUGCCUGACCAAGCAGGAGGCGCUGCAGAGCGAGUUCCACACCUACAGGCUCACGCUGCAGGACACAGAGGACGAGCUGGGCAAGGCCCACGUGGAAUGCGCGGCGGCCAUGAGUGAGUUGCAGACCCUCCACCAGACCACCCAGCAGGAGCUGGAGCUGAGGAGGCAGAUGGACACCUCCAUUGUGGAGAAGCUGCAGGAGCACACAACCUCCAACAAGAUGACCAAGUACUUCCACCAGCUCAUCCUGAAGGUCCAGAAGGAGAAGACCAACCUGGUGACACAUCUUUCCAAAAUUGAUGGUGAUGUCGCUCAGACCACCCUGGACAUCACGAACGCCAGCUGCAGGCUGGACAUGCAUCAGAAGACGCUGGCUGAGCUGGACCAGGAAGUGAAAAAAGUCAACGACCUCAUCUCCAACAGCGAGAACGAAAUCUCCAGACGCACGAUCCUGAUCGAGAGAAAGCAAGGCCUCGUCAACUUCUUCAACAAGCAGCUGGAGCGGAUGGUUUCUGAGCAGGGGGGGGAAGAGGUGGGGCCCCUGGAGCUGGAAAUCAAAAGGCUGAGCAAGCUGAUCGAGGAGCACAACAGCAGCGUGAGGCAGGCGCAGGGCACCUGGCUGCGCCUGCAGCAGGAGAUGGUGAUGGCCACGCGGGAGCGCGAGGAGCAGCUGGGCUCCCUGGCCGCCUUCAAGAAGGAGGUCCGCAUCCUGGAGCAGAAGAAGCUGCGAAUAGAGAACAAGAUCGAUCAGGAGAAGGAGGAGCAGAAGGAGAUCCAGCGCCACAUGAAGGACCUGGACAACGACCUGAAGAAGCUCAGCGUGCUGAUGAGCAAGAGCCGCAGCAGCUCCGAGGGGCUGCAGCAGGACAACCUGGUGACCGAGAACGAGUUCCUGCGCUCGCUGAAGGCCUCUGAGAGGGAGACCAUCGAGAUGCAGGAGAAGCUGAACCAGCUCAGCGAGGAGAAGGCAGCCGCCCUCAACAGCCUGGUGGAGACAGAACACCAGAUCAUGCUUUGGGAGAAAAAAAUCCAACUGGCAAAGGAGAUGCGCGCCUCAGUGGAUUCCGAGACCGGCCAGACAGAGAUCCGGGCCAUGAAGGCCGAGAUCCACAGGAUGAAGGUCAAGCAUGGGCAGCUGCUGAAGCAGCAGGAGAAGAUGAUCCGCGACAUGGAGCUGGCUGUCGCCCGGAGAGAGACCAUUGCGAGCCGGGCCGAGGGGCAGUGCAAGAUGGACAGGAAGUUGCUCACCCGGACAGACUUCCACCACAAGCAGAUGGAGCUGCGACGAAAGAUCAGGGACAUUCACAAGGCCACUGAGGAGUGCACCAAAGUUACCUUGGAAUUGGAAGAAACUCAAAACUGUGUGAGCAACUCCCUCCUGGAGAAGCAGGAACAGCUAUCAGCGAUGCAGUCCCGUGUGGAUGAUAUAGAAGCUGACCUGGACCGGCUCGUGGCCCUUAAGCGACAGAACCUUUCCCAGCUCGUGGCCCUGCAGACGCGCCUCAAGCACCUCCAGGCUGUGAAGGACGGCAGGUAUGUGUUCCUGUUCCGCUCCAAGCAGUCACUGCUGGCAGAGCGCAGGCGCCUGGAGGACCGGCUGGCCAUCAUCAGCACCAUCCUUGACCACGUGAAGGACGAGUACCCCCAGUUCCAGGAGGCCCUGCUCAAGGUCAGCCAGAUGGUCGCCAACAAGCUCGAGUCACCGGGCUCCUCCUAGAGAACAGCCUGGACCCCACCUUCCCAGGCCGGCCCCCCAGGAAGAGAUUAGAAUUUUGUGUAUUAUCAGGGACUUAGAAUCUUUCUGGGUCACUGAAAGCCAUGUCUACCCUCAGAGAUGACACCAUUUAAGAGAAAUAGAUAGGCCAGCACUGUAGGAAAUUUUUUUCAGCCACUUAGUAGUUUAAACCAAGUCAAAUCCCAAUGUUCGCAGUUGCAUUUUGGUGAGUCUUCCGUUUGCAAAGGCAGUGACCGUGAACACAGACCUGUGUUCCCACCUGGGACUCACUUGUCCAAGUCAAGCUGGCGUUUGUGGAGGCUCCCAUUUCUGCACAUGAGAGUGGUCAGAAGGGAACUGUGUUUCCUCAUAAGCGUGUGCUGGUACCAGUUCAGAAUCUUGCAGGGUGAGUAAAGGAGAAUGGACUCCACAGAAAGCAGGGGUAUGAUGGCGCCCAUCCCUCAGCGCCUCUACUAGGGCGCAUCUGAGAACCCGCAACCCAUCUUCUCAUCCACAGUUUGCCCCCCACACCCCGCCCCCAGGAAACUCAGUUCCCUUCUCCUGCCCCCACUCCCAGAUUCACAGCCCGCAGGAGAAAGUCCAAGGGGAUUGAAGCCAGGGGCCAUGUUUAUAGAGGCCUAAGGAGACUGAAAUAAGACCUUCAUGUGUGUGAAUGCCGGCCAUGUCCCAUGUCUGCCCACUUGUCCAGCCUUCACUGCCCACCUGAGUGCUCCUUCUCCACACCCCUGAUCCCUGAGCACCUGUUACCUUGUGGCUUCUCUGCAGUGUGAAGGAAAAACGUUCUACAAAAUAAUUUCACUUUCAAACUU